CUGAAUUUGGAAUGUGAUUUAUUAAUUUAUUGUUUAGAAUUUCUGUGAAAAUCAUAUAGAUAUUCAUUAAAAUUUUUCUUUAACAGGUGAUAAUAUUUUCAUGUUUAUACAUUUUGGAGAGUCAUAUACGCGAGUCCUAUAACAGACGUGUCGAGUCACAGAUAAACGUCACCUUGGACCGAUUGCGAUAAGUGAGAGAAUAUUUAUACAGCAGAACGAUGGCGGAGACGAGUGAAGCGCAGGCGAGCGCGUCCGCAUCGGCGCCUGGUGGAGACGCGGGACAAGAAGAGGAUAAACAUGAUGAACGUAUGUUGGAAUGCAACAUCUGUUUGGAUACGGCUCGCGACGCCGUAGUCAGUAUGUGCGGGCAUCUGUUCUGUUGGCCCUGCCUGCACCAGUGGUUGGAGACUCGUCCAAGCCGGCAGGUAUGCCCAGUGUGCAAGGCUGCAAUCAGCCGCGACAAGGUUAUCCCAUUGUACGGGAGGGGCAACACUAAACAGGAAGACCCAAGGAAUAAGGUGCCUCCGCGGCCAGCCGGUCAACGUACUGAGCCAGAGAACAACAGUGGCUUCCCAGGGUUCGGUUUCGGGGAGGGCUUUCACAUGUCGUUUGGUAUCGGUGCAUUCCCCUUUGGAGUGUUCACCUCAACAUUUAAUUUCGGGGACCCGAGACCGAGUGCAGCUCCACGUGGCACCGCGCAAUACGAAGAAGAACAGUUUCUGUCGAAGAUAUUCCUAUGGGUGGCCAUAUUAUUCGUGCUGUGGCUGAUCUUCGCAUGACCGGCGUGUGGGGACGCCUCGCUCACCAGGUGGAAGUCGAUAGCGGAGCCCCUCGCUCACUACCUGCUCCACUAAACGGACUGAACUUACGGCAAUAGGGGACUCCGGGAUGGGUGUGUGAUUUUAUAUAUAUAUAAAUAGCAAACAAACUGAUGGUAAGUGGUCACCGUCGGAUAUAUAUAAACAGUACGGCCAUCACAUGAUAUUGCGUGGUCAUGUGAUGCUCUUGGCGCCACUCAUGCGUUGUCGUUUUUGAAUACUAAAAUUAAAGGAAAUUCUAUGCAAG
Molecule: messenger RNA, 1065 nt
Organism: Achroia grisella
Lineage: Eukaryota; Metazoa; Arthropoda; Insecta; Lepidoptera; Pyralidae
Product: E3 ubiquitin-protein ligase RNF185-like
Exons: 5
Coding region: 219-779 (186 amino acids)
Biological process (GO): ubiquitin-dependent protein catabolic process
Cellular component (GO): endoplasmic reticulum
Molecular function (GO): ubiquitin-like protein conjugating enzyme binding; ubiquitin protein ligase activity
Source: RefSeq, a predicted model, not a curated record